AUUCGUUCUUAGUUUCAACGUACUAAAUUGAAGUUGGUACGUUGUAAUAUUCAUUGAAGUUAUAUUAGAUAUUAGUUUGUUUCACAAACUAGAAGCUUAUCAAUUUUUCCUCUUAAUUUGUGAUUGGUUAAAACGUCUGUUAGUAAGCAGCGCAUUGGACGUUUUUAAAAUGGCAAACCGGCGUCGUUCUAACCUAUAAGGUACUAGAAUUUUGAGCGGAAAUUUGGUUUGUUUAAUUGUAUUUCGUGUUAGUUGCUCGAAAAUUAUGACAGAAACUCAGCAGAAAACAAAAUGUAUCACGUUGAAAGGAUCGGCGGAGUUGGUUAAAGAAUAUCUUCUUUAUGGCAUAAACAGCAUUUUGUAUCAAAGAGGCAUUUAUCCGCCAGAAACAUUCGAACCCGCCGAACAUUUCGGUUUGUUCGUUUUAAUGUCGACAGAUGAAAAGAUCAAAGGAUUCUUGAAUACUGUUCUUGGCCAGAUUCAAGAAUGGCUCACUCAACGAAAAGUACAAAAAAUAACGCUCGUUAUAACAAACGUGAAUACCAAAGAAGUAUUAGAGAAAUGGGAUUUCAAAGUGGAUUAUGAAGGUCAGACGUCUAAUGGUACCAAUGACAAUAAAAGUAACGGUCUUCCUGAAGUAGGUACAAAGGAUGUGAAGACAAUACAAAGAGAGAUUCGUGAAGUCAUACGUCAGAUCACAGGUACUGUAAGUUUUCUUCCACUAUUGGAUUGUUUAUGUUCGUUUGAUAUUUUAACAUAUACUGUACCUGACUGUGGUAUCCCGAAGGAAUGGGAUGAAACACAGCCAGUGUUCAUUGCAAACAGUCAAGAAGUACAAUUACGAUCAUUUUCAACUUCUAUUCAUAAAAUGGAUACUAUAGUUAGUUAUAGGAACGUUUAGAAAAUACAUGUUUUAUCCAAUUGAAAUCUAUAUAUAUAUAUGAAAUAUGUUUCUUGUAUCUUGUUAGCAAUAAUUACUAAAGACUGCUGUUUAAUAUCUUUCUUAUUAGAUGAAAGUGGUCGUGUUGUUCUAAAGGAUUUGAACAUACAUAUGAAUUAUUACUAUUAUACUACAUAUACAAAGAGUUUUAUACGAAUAUAUAUUUUGAUAUAACUUUGAUAGUUUGAUAGUUUGAAAUCCUGCUUCCAAGCUAUCCUCGUAUCAUAAUCUCCCGUGUUUCUUCUUCCCAAUGUCAGCAUAGACUAUUUUAGUUACUUAAUGUUUUAUAUAUAUUUUUAGUUAGUUAAUCGUUCAGUCAGUGGUUAG
Heterotrigona itama is the source of this 1267-nucleotide messenger RNA. The record is from the annotation of a GenBank genome assembly. NCBI's taxonomy places the organism in Eukaryota, Metazoa, Arthropoda, Insecta, Hymenoptera, Apidae.